UCGAUUGAAGAGCAAAGCUGAGGAUUUCAAUUGAAAGGCCAAGCUCUUAAUUAAAAAGAGCAUUUCGUCAAUUGGAAGUUGCGUGUGCGCCUGCCAGUGACCAAAAUAAUAUACUUAUUGCAGCCUUGUCGUGCCAUUGAAGCAGUGGAAAAUUACGGCCAGUCGGCGCCAUGCCUCAGCCGGACCCUGUUAUCACCGCUCUCGGCUCUUUCGGCCCGUGGCAGGCACGUUCGCUGUUCCUCGUUGCCCUGGUCAAGAUUCCGGCGGCCUGGCAGAUGAUGAGCAUUUUGUUUCUCGCGUCCAGCCCGGAAACUUUCGGAGGCACUUAUUUUUGCGCCAGGAGCGAUCCCAAUCGAUGGACGCCUCAGGAGUGGAUUGAAAAGUGGCACCCAAAAAGCAAGCAAUAUUUGAAUGGUUUUGAUCCUUGCUACGUCUAUGAAAGUUUUUAUAAUGAAACCGAUGAAAGCAGAAAUUUGGUCGAAUGCAAAAAAUUUGAGUUUUUAGUGGACAGACCAACAAUUUUAACAAAGUGGUCAUUGGUGUGCGAUAGGAACAAAUUGAUAAACACUGUGCAGUCUUUUUAUUUGUUCGGCAUAUUCUGCGGAGGUGUCGUUAAUUUUCUACUCUUGAAAAAGAUAUCGCCGCGGGCGGUAAUUUUGGUCGGCGCUGCGUUGCAGGUGGUCGCGGGCAUUGCGUUGGCUUUGCAGCCAAUUUACGAAAUCCACUGUUUUCUCAAAUACCUGAUUGGCUUGAGUGCGUGCAUAAUGUUUUCCGCUGGAUUUCAAAUAAUCGUUGACGUCACUGAUGGUUGGCAAAAGCUGGCUCUUGGUGUGUGUUAUGAGCACUUUUGGUCGAUAGGAGCGCUAACUUUAGGCUGGCUGAACGAACUGGCUCGUUCGUGGGUUAAUUUGCAAUUGAUCAUCACAGUACCGACGUCGAUAUUCCUCUUUUUAUUCUGGGCUCUACCAGACUCGCCCAGAUGGUUCAUAGCGCAUGGAAAAAUGGAACAAGCUGAAAAAAUUUUGAAAUCGGCUGCCAAAUGCAACGGGAGAAAACUUCCUCCAGAUUUCUCAAUACCAGGACCAAAAAAAGCUACAAAUGGAACAAAGCCACAGCCUCUACCUAAAUUGAAAAUUUUCUUCCUUCAAAUAAUUUGGAUUUCUACAAUUGUGACUUACUACGGAGGACUUUUAAACUUCCGAAGCGUUGGCGGCACGGAUUUGCCAAGCAGGACAACUAUUGCCGGUGGUGCCGAAAUAAUUGGCACCUCAAUAGGCCUGCUUUUGGUGCUCAAGCCAAAGUACAAAAUCGGCUUUAUGAGUUUGUUAUUGUUCAUUGGUGGCACUUGCUGCGUUUGUUCCUGGGCCGUUGCUCCAAACGACAUGGGCAGCAGAGGUGGCUGGACAAUGGUCGGAUUAGCCGUUUGCGGCAGAAUUUCAAUCGCCUGCUCUUUAGCCGUGAUGACGAACGGCGGCACGGCCGAAUUUAUUCCCGUCGCGAGGAGGCCCGUGACUAUUAUGCUUUUACUAACUGGAGGCAGAUUUUUCCUCAUGGGAGCUCCGUUUCUCAAUUCGUUGGCCUUUUACGCUGACAGCAUAACUCUUUCUGCUUACGGAGUUUUAAUUUUAAUGGCCGCAAUAAGUUCCCUUUAUUUAUUUAUCACUUCCGAGUGCAGUGAAGAGAGUUUCUCAGCAUCUAAUGCCAUAUCAGCUGUGGGCGUUUCUAGCGUUUGGAACAUUCAGAAGGCGGCAGAAAGCAAAACUGACAAGGAAAUUGUGUGCACGCACUUCAAUCCCUGUUUCGUCGGUGACGAUGGAAUUGAAAGAGUCAUUUAGAAGAAAAGCAUUAAAAUAUAUUUAUUUUUUCUAAAGAGAUAAAAUUCAAAUGCCUGUCAACUCCCUGACAAGUAUGUGAAACUGCAUUACUGUAGCGAUAUAAGCAAUGGUAGCAGCAAAAGCCUAUUAU
This is a messenger RNA of Neocloeon triangulifer, 1965 nucleotides long. RefSeq names its product organic cation transporter protein-like. Gene Ontology annotation, biological process: transmembrane transport. The record is from RefSeq and is a predicted model, not a curated record. The transcript is spliced from 12 exons. The coding region runs from base 171 to 1835 and encodes 554 amino acids. Gene Ontology annotation, cellular component: membrane. Lineage: Eukaryota; Metazoa; Arthropoda; Insecta; Ephemeroptera; Baetidae. Gene Ontology annotation, molecular function: transmembrane transporter activity.